AUGGUGGGUUAUAAUACACAAAAUCUAGAUGUUAUUCAGUCUUCAUAUAUCUGUAAUUCUUGUUCAUUAUUACUCCGAGAACCUGUGCAACUAAUUGAUUGUGGUCAUCGUAUGUGUCAAUCAUGUGUCAGUGAACAAUCAGGAAACAAGAUAACAUGCGCAGAUUGUGGUGAACAAACAACACAAGAAAAAUUAUUAAUUGAUCGUGGUUUUAAAAAUGAUAUGCAGAGUUUGUCAAUUAUAUGUUCAUUUUGUAGUUGGACUGGUAUAUUGAAAACCUAUCAAAGUCACCUUGAUCAAAAUCAUUCAAAUCCCACAUGUGAUUCUUGUGAUCAAAAGUUUAAUUCAGUAAAUGAUCUUGAUCGACACAAAUUGUUUAGUUGUGAAAAAACAACUGUUGUUUGUCCAUUAAAACAAUGUGGAUGUGAAGAAAUGGUUCUUCGUCUUCGUCUUGCAGAACAUUAUAUAAGUGAUCAACAUCAAAUAGUUUUAGCCAAAUUUGUUCGCCAAAUGAAUUCGAUUUUAUCAACUAAUAUUGGUAAUCAUUCCCUGAUUAGUUGUUAUCAAAGAACGGAUAUUGAUGCUAAUGAAUUAGAGAAAAUCUCAAGGACAAUGAAUAUUUUGUCAGAUGAUAUUAAAAUAUUAGCUGAUGAAUUAGAACGUCUUGCUAUUGAACGUGAUCAAAUUCAUAAUAAACUACAGUCUUUCAUUCAAGAAUCUACAAUACUUAAAAAAUCCAUUGAAGAACAAAAAACAUGUAUAGAUGGUAUUACACUUAAUGAAGAAAGGACUGAACAAGACUUAUCAUCAUUGGAACAAAAUCUUAAUACUAUGAAUUUGAACUCUUAUGAUGGAACUUUUAUAUGGAAAAUAACCAAUGUAGAAGAAAAAAUAGUUGCUGCUCGAUCCAGAACGCAAACAUCGAUUUAUUCUUCACCUUUCUAUUCAUCACCUACAGGUUAUAAAAUGUGUCUUCGACUUUAUUUGAAUGGUGAUGGAAAUGCUCAGAACACACAUAUAUCAUUAUUUUUUGUUCUGAUGCGUGGUGAAUAUGAUGCUAUUCUCACAUUUCCCUUCUGUUUUAAAGUGAUAUUCUGUCUUUAUGAUCAAACCGACCAGCAAAAACAUAUUAUUGAUUCAUUUCGACCUGAUAUUAGAUCAAAUAGUUUUCAACGACCACGCUCCGAUAUGAAUAUUGCUAGUGGAAUACCAAAAUUUGCUCCAUUAACAAUAUUUCAACAAGAGAAUAAUCCAUAUGUUCGUAAUGAUAUAAUGUUUAUUAAAGUGAUAAUCGAUUUUGAUAAUACACCAAAACCAAUUUUACCUUAUGUGUUUAAUCUUAGCCCCGGACUAACGACUCAAAUUCAACAAACAAUGAUUCGACAGCAAAUUGAAAAACGAGAACAAGAACAACAAGUGUUGAAUUCUUCAACAAUGAAUAUUGAGACAGAUCAAUCGAUCACUAUGAAGGGGAUUCAAGAAUUUCGUCAAUAA
Messenger RNA from Rotaria sp. Silwood1, 1494 nucleotides. Lineage: Eukaryota; Metazoa; Rotifera; Eurotatoria; Philodinida; Philodinidae. The record is from the annotation of a GenBank genome assembly.